This is a messenger RNA of Tribolium castaneum (red flour beetle), 1064 nucleotides long. RefSeq names its product solute carrier family 25 member 35. Bases 152 to 1051 code for a protein of 299 amino acids. Lineage: Eukaryota; Metazoa; Arthropoda; Insecta; Coleoptera; Tenebrionidae. The transcript is spliced from 3 exons. The record is from RefSeq and is a predicted model, not a curated record.
UAAACUCAAGUUUUGCGCAAACUCAAACUGCAAAACUAAUCUCAAUUUCACGUGCGUAUGGUUUGGAAUUAAGUGAUUUAGUGAUAAACAUAAUUUGAGAAGAGAUAAAAAAUCUCAUUAGUGUCAGUAAUUAACAUUUUUUAGUCCAAAAAUGGACUUCGCCAUCGGCGGUGCAGCCGCCGUCUGCGCCGGCUUCUUCACCAACCCCUUGGAGGUGAUGAAAACUCGGAUGCAACUCCAAGGCGAGCUGAAAUCUCGCGGCCACCACGCCGUCCACUACAAGAACGUCUUCCACGCCGGUUACGUUAUCGCAAAACACGAUGGAGUCCUAGCACUGCAAGCUGGCCUAGUACCUGGACUGUGGUUCCAGCUGGUCCUCAACGGCUACCGCUUCGGUUUGUACCAGAUUCUGGACGACAAGGGCUACAUGAAGGACAAGAAGGGCAAUUUGGUGUUUUACAAAAGUGUGGCGAUUGGGGGCUUUGCAGGGGCUUCGGGGGCUUUCAUCGCGAGCCCUUUUUACUUGAUUAAAACGCACUUGCAGUCACAAGCGUCCAAGGAGAUCGCCUUUGGGCACCAGUACCAUUACAAAGGGACCUGGUCGGGGCUUUGGAGUGUCUACAAGGAGCAAGGGGUGAAAGGGCUGUUCAGGGGGAGUUUUUCGGCGGUUCCGAGGGCGUUCGUUGGGUCAACGUCUCAGUUGACUUCGUUUGCCUAUUGCAAGGAAUUUAUGCGGAAAUAUGGGAUUUUGACCAAUUCGCCACUUUUGAUGACUUUUACUGCCAGUAUGGUCGGAGGGGUUGCCAUUAGUUUGAUGAUGACACCCUUUGAUUUGGUUUCGACAAGACUGUACAAUCAAGGGGUUGAUAAGUCAGGUCGAGGGUUGUUGUAUAAAGGUUACACGGACUGUGUUUUCAAAAUUUGGAAAACUGAAGGUUUCUUAGGGUUUUAUAAGGGUUUAGGGCCCAGUUAUUUCAGGCUAGGGCCGCAUACAGUGUUGUGUCUGGUGUUUUGGGACGAAUUCAAGGAAUUGUACCAUCGGUUUAAAUAAACUGUAUAUAUUU